AUGGCCGACGGCACCACUGCCUGCACAGAGCGACAGACCCCCAGUGACUGGGCAGCAGCCUUCCAAGGAAGUUUUGAGGCCGUAUGCAAGCGGUUUUGGGACCACCUAGAGCAUAAGCACCAGCUACUUACACCAUCACAGGUCAGUGAGUUGACCAAAGCACCCACAGCACAACAGCCGGCCAGGGCUGUAUACCCUGAACAGCGCAAGAUCAGAGUGUGGCCGGCGAAGCCCCAGCUGGGUAAAGCUACCGACGAAAGCUCACCUGGGACGAGAGCUGAAUGGGGUGCGACCCCUCCACACCACACACGCCAGCGGAGGAGUGCAAGGCACCCUCGAAAGCAUCGAGUGUGGCCCAACGCAGCCGCAAACUGA
This is a messenger RNA of Pelobates cultripes (western spadefoot toad), 375 nucleotides long. The record is from the annotation of a GenBank genome assembly. NCBI's taxonomy places the organism in Eukaryota, Metazoa, Chordata, Amphibia, Anura, Pelobatidae.